AUGGGCGUCCUCAUCCGCCGCCCUCCGCACGACGUCUUCGAAGCGCUCGCCGACCCAUCCACCACCACGCGCUUCUGGUACACCAAGUCGUCGGGACGCAUGAGCCGGGGCGCAACCCUGACGUGGGCGUGGGAAAUGCACGGCGUCUCCACGGCAGUGCAGGUCGAGGCGGGGGGGGGCGCCCCCCGCUGGAGAGGAAGAGGUUGGGAGUGGCAAGUUGGAGCUGCUGCCGUCGUGGAUUUCGUGCUCGCUUCUGUGCGACCUGUGAUGCUUUCAAAUUUGUGCGCGUUGCGCUGUGCUGUGCGCAAGACGCGGCUUAUGGUGCAUCUUGGUGAAGCGUCUGGAGCAUCCAGCCCCACGGCUUCCAUGGCAUCGCUCGCGUGGACUGUGAUUGAAUCAUCUCUAUGGAGAUUGAGACUUUGGCGUGCAGAAACCGACGGCGUGUUCUGUGGAUUUGGCAGCUGGGAGGGAUGGUGCAUCUCGCCGAGCGUGGUUAUGUUCAGUCGUCCGUGA
Messenger RNA from Metarhizium acridum CQMa 102, 513 nucleotides. The record is from RefSeq and is a predicted model, not a curated record. Lineage: Eukaryota; Fungi; Ascomycota; Sordariomycetes; Hypocreales; Clavicipitaceae.